AUGCAUUCCACAAAAGAAUCAUGGCCUCUAUCUUCGUUGGCUGAGCAUUCGACGGAAAACGGGAACCGCACCGUUGCCUCCGUGAUCGACGAUGGCUUUCCACCAUCCCAGCUCUCUAACGUCGUCUCUCAUCAUCAACGGGCAAAAGCGGACCGGAUACGUUCGUCUAACUACCACUCGCAGCAAGUGCCCAAUUGUAGAAACAGCCGACAUAAUCAGAACCAAACGCGAUGCAGAAACAGGCAUUCGUACCAUCACCGGCCUCAGAACGGCACUAAGGAAAACUUGGCCGAGCCCUCAUUGCGCUCAUGUAAUAGAAGAUCGACACAGGAGACCCAUGCCAUCGAGACCUCCAGCGGGGGUUCUCCAUCUUCACUGUCUUCCUCGUCGUCCAAUCAGGGCAGUUUGAACAGUACCAACGGCGAUUCAUUGCUAACCAUGGUCAUGGAGCACAAAUACAAAGAAGGCGACGACAACGACCCUCACUAUUCGUCGGCAGGCAAGCAGAAGAACAGCGAAAAAGUUAGCGAUCAACGGCUGUUGGCUGAUGGUAGAACAAAUUGGUCUCGGCCGAUGUUUCAAAGUUCGGUUGCUGCCAUUGGCGGCGGUGGCCAUUCAUUGUUUUCUCAGGAUGACACGUUUUGCUUCUGCCCUAAGCGACCGUUCAGCAAAGGUCAAGCAAAACCGGAUGCGACGGACUGCAAAACGUCAGCCGGACUUACGCCGGAGUUCGGCGACAGUGAUGAAAUCAGCACGCAGCUUUUGGGCGUUCAACACCAAAAGCUGCUACAGUCAGAAGGCGACGAACAUCGGUACCUGGCUCCUUGCGCCACAGACUUUCGUAAAAUCGACUGGCAAGAAGCUUUCGGCUUCAGUAGAAGCGAUGACGACUUGGGGUUCGACCCGUUCUCGGAGUCUUGCAAAGCGCUGGAAGACUUGAUCAGACAGGAGAAGGAGAUGAUCCACCGACAGAGAAUGCAGGUGAACAGCGAGCUGCAGCGGCAGCAACACCGCCAGCAGCAGGACAAUGUACUCAGACUGAGUGACGGUGGCAGCAGUGGAGGCGGAUAUUUCCAAUCUGGCUGGUCGUCACACAAUUUUGGCUGUCGUCCUCAGAUUCUGUCGGUAUUUUUGUUCAGUACAUGCGACAUCGCUAAACACUUCACCGUGGUUUAUUUAGAGGCACCAGAUUUGUCGCUGGCGACAGACAGAAGCUUCGUGUGCAACAGGUUCAACCCGCAGGCAACACCGUUCGUUCCUAGGCAAGAAGAGGAACGCUUCGAUCUGAACACGUGGCAAAGCGAGUGGAAGGCAGCUGAAACGCCUAACUUCAACAACGCAAAGUUUUCCUCGAGACCCACCGCUUCUACCUCGCUGUUGAAUUGCGCCAACGGCUUUUCUUGCUCGAUGAAGUCAGGUUCGUUGAUUCCCUGCUACAGCAGUAUUUUUCUUCACGAUGGCCGUCGAACUUGCGAGUGGUACAAACGCCGCCUCCGGGUUUUGCGAUUCCGAACCAUGGUGGUUCCUAGACAGUGCACGCGCGUCAUUCGACUGAUUUCGACCACUUUAAAAUACCGGCUUAUACGGUACUUCUGUUCUUAUUUAUUUUCUGUUUCGUUUCCAUGUCGUGCGAAUGCUGCCCGCUGCUCUGCCGUAGCCGAUCAGCGGUGUCCGAGUGCCGUGCAGUGGUGGCAAGCCGGUCAUCGAGUCGCCCGUCCACCGCUUGUCGCUGACCGGUCAACGUCGGCGCCUCGUUCGACCGGCCGUCCGUUCACAUGCCAGAUAAUGUUUUAUACGUCCGUCGCCUACUGA
Messenger RNA from Soboliphyme baturini, 1812 nucleotides. Lineage: Eukaryota; Metazoa; Nematoda; Enoplea; Dioctophymatida; Soboliphymatidae. The record is from the annotation of a GenBank genome assembly.